GGGCUUUUUAUAAUAUUGAAAAACUUUCAUUCAAAUGUAUUUGUUCACACACUUCUUGGCGAGGCUGUCGUCUGGAAUGUGUUCUGGUUUCUUGCUUAUAGGAACGGGCUACCUCUAAUACAGGGAUGCUGUGCGAAGGACAACUCAGCCUUCAGCCAUAUAAAAAGCUCAAUCUUGAUCCGUUUAACCCUUGCUCAAAGAGUCUCGGCAUCCGUCCGUAUUUCGCUCGCAAUGUUUGAUAUGGGCUGGUGGAAAACGCCGGUGGAAGGGCUUGCUUGUAUGCCUAUCUGCGUUUCUUAAUAACACAGAAAUCUCCCCUUCCAAGAAGGGUGCUGGUUUCUGUCUGCACGGCCUCAAAGAUUGGAAAGGCUUACUGACGACCAUCAACAUAUUAUCAACAUAUUAUCACGAAGACCACCCUCUCCAGGCCGGCCGCUCCUAUAUAGUUGCCCUUCAUGUCAACAUCCGUUGAUAUAAACCACCAUUUCGAUGGAGAAAGACAUUGGUUCAAACAGUUUUGGUAUACGAACCCUACGUUGAGGGAUGCAGAAAAGGCGGGCCCCCUCGGACCAGUACCUACACAUUUCCACAGAGAUAUCUUGAACCGGGAGACAUGGCGACCUCGAGAUCUUCUCAGAUAUAUAUCUCCUUUCUAUGGAAAGCCAUAUCAUAUGAUCGUGCAAGCCGCUCCCGGCCCCAACACCCAACCCCAGGGAGAAUGGAGGCGACGACCUGUUGGAGGAAACGCACCUACACUUAUGCGGGUAUCCACAUGGGCCAUCGGAAAUAGGCUCGAAACUCCCGAAGACUAUGCCUUGGCUAUUGGAAGAUCCAUUCUUGUUCUUCCUAUCGUAAUGUUUAUUGUCCUAUAUCCGAUGUUUACUAAUGGCACUGGAAAGGAGGGUGACAAAUAUACCAGUUUCCCACACAGAUGCUAUGAGUAUCCAAAGCAUGCACUAAAUCAGCUAGAUGCUUCGCCAAAGGCAUUGGAAUGGGUCAAGGGACAGCGCAAAGAUGACGGAGACAAGACCUAUAUAAUUAAGGGCGAACAAAAUCGUCUUCUUCGACCUCGUGCCUUGGUUGUCCUUCGUAACAAUAGUUGGGAUGUUGUCGAGGACGGAAGUUUUACUGGGCCCUAUAUCUUCAUUAGUUUUGCAGCGGCUCAGUACCAGAAGCCCGCCCCAACAGAUCAAAAUCCUCAAAAGACCGAGCUAGAUGUGGAUGCCAUUGAUCGAAGGGCGAUAAAGCUUACGCUACAUCAUGGGAUGGAAGCUUAUUGGGCAGACUUUCAUGUGAUUAUUACUGCUUCUGCACACCACAAUUAUGGAAAGUUACUGACACAUACUUCAGUGUAGAGCAAAAUUACAGCCCGAGGCUACUGAUGACGUCCAUCGAUUUUGUGAUGUCACACGUGGGGCUGAGAAAGUUUGUGUUGUAUUGCCAGGCGAUUCCCCUGAAUUCCUAGUAUUCUUUGGCCAGCGCCUCUGGUGUUUACCUGAGAUACUGCUUGCCCGAGAUCAUAAAGUCAGUAUUUGCACGCCCGACUCCCAAAACAAAGAUGGUGUGGAUAAGAUAGAAGUUGUUGAUAUCAUGGAGUUCACGCAUCGAUCGUGGGCAAGGACGCUUACACCUAGUAAUGAGAUCAUCCGCGAUGGCAAUGACGAGAUUUUCCGGUUGUUGGCAGAGCAUUAUACUGGCUCAUUGACUCUUAGUCGGCUUGAGCUGAUUCAGGUCGCACUUCAAGCUUUGAAAUCUAGGCAAUACACGGAGUUUCAACGUGGUGACAUUGCUUACGCUCUCAUGACACUGCUCACGAAGCGCCCUCGGAUGGAUCCUUCUGACACAGAAGAGCAAGCCCUUGCACGACUAUCACUAUCUAACGAUAGUGACCAAAUCGUCGAACGUAUGGCUUGCAUGGACGGUAUUCGCAUUAAAGGUAAACCUGCGUGGUUCAAUCUUGAAGAUGAUCUUGGCGCCAAUUUGUGGGAUAUCCAGCCACUUUGUCAAGUAGCAGGCGUUUGUCAUGAUGGGUCCUUGAUUCUGGAUGGUACCCAUGCAAUCUCCAUCCGUUGGAAGGACAUUCCGAGAAUUCAUUCUCUCAGAAGAGUGACCUGGAAAAAGCUGGGUGCUGACAUUGCUUUGAGAUCCGGGACAAUUUGGUUCGUUGUUGGCAUUAGUCUUGUGUCUGCUAAGUCAUCUGUGGGACUGGGAGCCUUCUUCCUAGUUUUGGGGCUUAUUUUGUUGCUCACAUCACCACUCUCUGUGCAUAUUCUCUAUGGUGGAAAAGUUUGUAAGUGAAGUCCUACCGCGCUAAGUCUACAAUAUUAACAACAUAACCAGGGGGAGCUUGCCCUUGGCUCAUUGGCUUCGAAGGAACACUCCCGCUUGAACAGAUCGAGCAUCUCACUUUCGGUAAUGCAAUAGGCCGUCUUCAAUACUCACCUUCCAGUGGUCCGUAUUGCACUGGUAAACCAGACGAGAGAAUUGGUGCCGAACCUCUCUUCAAUGUUUCCGAUCUUCCUCAAGGGCACAGAUUGUUUACAUUGAUCGAUACCGUAAGUUUCGCCAUAGUUUUACGGUUGGGAGGAUAACAAAACUAACCACAUACACCUUAGGGCACAAUGACUGUAACUGUUUUCUCCGCCGAACGGCCACCGUCUGUAGCAUUACUCGCGGGUAAAGAGGGAGGUAUGUUACGCACGAUAUUGUGCUCCUAUGAAAGAUCCACGAAUGGAUUGCGCAAGGAAUGCGUCUUGAGAAUGGAAACGCCUAUGUGGGAUUCCAGUAAUGCCUUGGGGUGGGUCAAGCUUACUUAGUGGAAGAAGGAGGGACAUGAGAUGAGAUGGACCUUGACCACAGGAUUUCUUUUGUGUUGGAGGAUUUAAUUCCUGAACGAACGUGAUGAAUAAUUGAUUUUUUGUAAUAUUUCGAUGGUUGGGAACGAGGUGUGUCUUUAACGAUGGAUGGGCGAUACCUAAUCA
Sclerotinia trifoliorum is the source of this 2981-nucleotide messenger RNA. The record is from the annotation of a GenBank genome assembly. Lineage: Eukaryota; Fungi; Ascomycota; Leotiomycetes; Helotiales; Sclerotiniaceae.